This is a messenger RNA of Vespa crabro (European hornet), 1596 nucleotides long. Its product is annotated as armadillo repeat-containing protein 3-like. Lineage: Eukaryota; Metazoa; Arthropoda; Insecta; Hymenoptera; Vespidae. The transcript is spliced from 4 exons. The coding region runs from base 226 to 1041 and encodes 271 amino acids. The record is from RefSeq and is a predicted model, not a curated record.
AUAAUGUUAAUGCUAAAUUUUCAAUAUAGUGAAAAUGGAAAUUAAAAAUCGAUAUUCUAUUUAAGAGUUAAAUUUUCCUUUCUUCUUUUUUUUUUUUUUCUUUUUUCAUCUAUUACAAAUCUUAUAUUGCUAUUGGUUAAGUGUAUUGUCAUUAAUUUGUUAUUAAUCAUUUUAUAUAUAUUAUAUGACGAAAAUUUUAUAUGGAAUUAAAAUCAAUCUGUUAAAAUGAAUUCUACGGAUACAGAGGAUGCUUUAUCAAUUGGGAAAAAGAGAGAAGAUCGUGGAAUACAAUUAAAGCAUAGAUUUGAUCCAUUGAAUCUCGAUGUAAAAUAUCCUGACACUGCAAUAUUACUUUUGCAAUGUCAAGAAAAUACAAUACUUUUGAAUGCUGCAGCUGCAUUAUCCAAAUAUGCUACUAAAUCUGAUGAAAAUAUACGUAUACUUUUUGAUCUUGAUAUCGUUAAAAAUAUAAUACCAUUGAUCAAUCAUGAAGAUUUAUUUACACGAAGAUUUGCUGCAAAAUUAUUAGCUGAAAUGAUGGCUAUACAAUCGGUUAAAGAUUUUUUAUUGGAAUCCGAUUAUUAUAUACCUUAUUUCACAAAGGUAUUAAUCAAUGAACGGGACUUAUUUAUGCAAGAAUUUUCUUCGCUUAUACUCGUUGAAUUAUCGAAAGAAAUUUAUGGUAUCGUUCGAUUGUUAGAACAAUGUCCAAAUAUGAAUUUUCUUUACGAAAGAAUACAAUCUACAGAUCCAGACGUGAAGAAAAAUAAUAUAGAAAUAAUAUACAAUCUGAUACAGGAUCCGAUAGGUGUCCAAGAGAUUAUUAAUGCUGAAAAUUUUAGUUUUCCUUUGAUAUAUCGGCUUUUUCAAGAACCUUAUCCAGAGAUUCAAAAUAUAGCCUUGAACGUUAUUGGUGAAUUAUUGGCAAGGAAUAAGGAUGAAUAUAUACAAAAUCUUUUUCGACAGACAAAGGGUUUAGAUGCGUUGUUAAAUUUUCUUGAUGUAAGAAAUCUUUGUAGGACAAUUCUAUAUAUCUGUUAGCAGUGUUAUCUAAUUCGUUCAGAAUGACGAUUGGCGUGACUUACAUUCCAAAGUAUUGAAAAUAAUCAGCUUGGCUUCGGAUAAUCAUAAAACGAUAGAAUUAUUGAAUAGUAUUGGUGGUAUUCAAAGAAUUUAUAAAUACAUGGAAAAUACACCAAAUUCAAAAUUAUUUGCGGAUGCUUUUGAUGUUGUUAUUCAUUUUGCUGAUAUUCAUAUUGGAAGAAAGGUUCAUGAAAUUUAUUCUUUUAUUUCGUUAUAAUCAUUGAUUUAUUGUCUGUUAAAAGAUAUUUCUUUUCAUUUUCUUUUCUUUUUCAAAGGCAUUAUAUUUGAAUGGAAUUGUUGAUCAUUUGAUUAAUACGUUACAAAAAACUGUACAACCUGAUAUGUACCUUACAAUAUGUUAUGGCAUUGGCAAAAUGGUUUUGUAUGGUCCUGCUAAUGAAAAAUUAUCUACAGAAAAUGUUAUCAAAAAUAUUUUAGGUUUUAAACAUUAUUUUAUCGUUCGUUCAUAAUAAUAAAAUAUAAAGAUUUUUCUUACAAAAUUCAUUUAUUGUA